UCUUCCCCUCCCUUCUGUAUCCCCCAACCUCUCUCUUUUCUCUCUCCCUAUCCACUCAAACGUUGUACUGUAGGAUAUCAGACUCCUCCUUUGCAGAGCAAAUCUGUUAUGGCAUCUCAAGGCACCCAGACCUCUCAUACUGCAUGCCUAAGCUGCUGAACAGUACAGCUGGUGUUGAGGUUUCUUCAAUCUCCUCCCUUUAGACCAAACUAGUUUAUCUAGUUUUACAAGAAACUCUGUAUAGUUUAUAGUAUAGUUUGUAAAGAGUCUUUAUAGGAAGCAGAGGGAGUAGAGAGCAGUAUCAAGAAAGAUUCCUGCUCAUCACUUACGAAAAAACAGCCAACAUCCAAGUCCCCCCUUCCUCCUAUUUUUUCGUGCAGUGGACCGCAGAGAGAUGGCAACAAUGCGCCCAGAAAGGAACACUCUAUCUUGGCUUUGCCUUGUCCUCCUGCUAGGCUUCUCCAUGUCCACUUCAGGGGCCUGGAACCUGGUUUUACUCCACACCAACGACGUACACGCUCGGGUAGAGGAGACUAGUAAACACGCCGGGAAAUGCAGUAUUAGCAGCAGCGGAUGCUUCGCUGGGGUGGCCCGGAGAGCCACGAUGAUCAAGAGGAUCCGCAGCAACGAGAGCAACGUCCUGCUCCUGGAUGCCGGAGACCAGUUCCAAGGGACUAUCUGGUUCAACCACUACAAGGGAGCUGAGGCUGCACAUUUUAUGAACAAACUCGGGUAUGAUGCCAUGGCUUUGGGAAAUCACGAGUUUGAUAACAAAGUGGAAGGACUUAUGAAACCGUUCUUGGAGCAGAUCAAGUUUCCAGUUCUCAGUGCCACCAUCAAACCAGACGAAACUCUGGCAUCGACAUUUGGCAGCUCUUUUCUACCUUACAAAGUCCUUACAGUUGGCAGCGAGAUGGUGGGCGUGGUGGGAUAUACAACACAAGAAACUCCUCAAGUGUCCCAGUCUGGACCACACCUGAAGUUUAUGGACGAAGUGACUGCUCUGCAGCCACAGGUGGAUGAACUGAAGAAGCAGGGAGUCAAUAAGAUCAUCGCCUUGGGUCACUCAGGCAUUGAUGUGGAUAAGGAAAUCGCAAAGAAGGUCAGCGGAGUCGACAUCGUCAUUGGUGGACAUAGCGAUACUUUCCUCUAUACAGGUGACCCUCCCUCUACAGAAGUCCCUACUGGUCUUUAUCCACUCAUGGUGGAAUCAGAUGACAGGCGGCAGGUUCCUAUUGUGCAGGCCUACGCCUUUGGAAAAUAUUUGGGUUAUCUGAACGUGACCUUUGAUAAUGAUGGAAAUGUGUUGAGGGCCACAGGAAACCCCAUACUGCUGGACAGCAGCGUCCCACAGGAUCCAGAAGUUCUUGCAGAUGUGGAGGAAUGGAAAAAGGGUCUGGCCAACUAUUCAACUCAGGUGGUGGGAAACACUCUGGUCUUCCUAAAUGGGACCCGUGAGGAGUGUCGAUUUCGGGAAUGUAAUCUGGGAAACCUGAUCUGUGAUGCCAUGGUUGACAACAACAUCAGGUUCUCAAAUGGUCUUCAAUGGAACCACAUUGGUGCCAGUAUUGCCAACGGAGGAGGCAUUCGCACAUCUAUUGACGAACGUGCAAGGAAUGGUUCAAUCACCAGUGAAGACCUGAUCGCAGUUACACCUUUUGGAAAUACUGUUGACCUGGUGGAGCUUAAGGGCACCACGCUGUUCAAAAUCUUUGAACACUCUGUGAAACGAUAUGGUCAGAGCAGUGGAGAGUUUCUCCAAGUAUCUGGUUUUCGUGUAGAGUUUGACCUCUCUAAACCUGAGGGGAAUCGUGUAACAAGCCUCACUACCCUCUGCGUAAAAUGUCGAGUACCUCGCUACGAACCUGUUCAUCCAGAGACCAUUUAUAAAGUGCUGAUGCCGUCCUUCAUAGUGCAGGGUGGAGAUGGAUACUCCAUGAUCCCAAACGAGAUGCUCAGUCACAACACUGGGAAUUUGGACGUGUCAGUCGUGUCCGAAUACAUUACAAAAAAUCAGAAACUUUAUACGUCUCUAGAAGGACGCAUCCAAAUCCUCAACUCAAGCUCUGGACAAACCACUGCACUCAACUCAACUUUUGUCCAAACCACUCCACUCAACUCAACUUCUGGAAAAACCACUCCACUCAUCAACUCAGCUUUAGGACAAACCACUCCACUGGCUUUACUGGUCUCACUUGGGCUGCUGUGGUCUCUGUGUGGGAGCAUGUAAGGCUGACUUUACCCAGAAACACAAAAAGCACAGGUCAUCCACAAUUCUCCAGUUUCAUCUUUACUUUAUUUCAUUUGCCUCAAUGUCUGUUGACCUCUUUUAACAGUUUCUGGGUCUUUCUUGUGUUUUCUCUUCUCUUAUGGGUUCAAUGUUAGAGACAGUCAAGUUACAUUGAUUUUGGGUGUGGGGUGUGUCUGUUCUGUCUUGGAUUUUCAUCUCUGAUGUUUUUUGGUGAACGAGGCUGUCAAAGGCUUUCUGAAAGUUUAUGAAUGUGAUUUAAAUAGAUGUGGUCCAGAAAUAUAUAAUAAUAUGUAUGAUUAUACUUUAAAUCCAUUUUAGUGGGAAAUGUUCAUAUAUAAUUCCUUUCUUAUGUUUCUUUGUUGGCAGUUUGAAAAAUACUGAUACAUGACAAAGCUAUUAUGGCUUUAAAAUAAAUAUGGUUUGACUCCAUUAGCUUGAUUGAUUUAUACUUUAGCUCACUAAUAUAUUUGCAAAAAUAAGCCAUUUUGUUAUGUAUAUAU
Messenger RNA from Plectropomus leopardus (leopard coralgrouper), 2751 nucleotides. RefSeq names its product snake venom 5'-nucleotidase-like. Gene Ontology annotation, biological process: AMP catabolic process. Gene Ontology annotation, cellular component: plasma membrane. NCBI's taxonomy places the organism in Eukaryota, Metazoa, Chordata, Actinopteri, Perciformes, Serranidae. Gene Ontology annotation, molecular function: nucleotide binding; metal ion binding; 5'-nucleotidase activity. The record is from RefSeq and is a predicted model, not a curated record.